AUGUCCAAUACCUUUGCUCAUUUUAAGACAGAUUUUAAUCUGAUAUACAAUAAGCUAAUCUCACAAUAUGAUAAUUCCAUCAAGUUAGAUGAUCUUCCAAGAGAGAUAUUAUAUGAAAUAGCACGAUAUGUAAGUCCAUACAAUCUCAUGUUGACAAAUAAGCAUUUGUGCGACAUGUUUGUCCCAUAUUAUUAUCAAAAUAUUCAUAUUUUUCUAGUAUUAUCAAAAACAUUGAAGGUAAGGAAUGUUGCCAUAACUUUUUGGGACUUUGGAUACAACAAUAUCCUUGAUACUUAUAGAGAUAAAAAAACAACAAUAAAAGAUAGAAUAUUGAACUGUGCGAAUUUUGAUUAUGAAGCAUUAGAUACCGAUGUUAAUUUUGAUCGUUUAAAUAAGGGGAAUAAUCUUUCAGAGUAUCAUAAUGAUUCGCUAGAUUUUAUGCCAAAAUCUAUAUACAGAUACGGACAGAUACAGCAUAUUUUACAAAAUACAAUUGCCAAUCCACAUUCAAAGUUUAAGAAAUAUAUCAAAAAAUUAUAUGUUGAUAUAUCAAUAUUUGAUGGUUUUCCUCAUCUUAUAAGCAAUGAAGAGUCUCCAGUUUAUAAAAAAUUAAAAAGUUUAAAGAAAAUUCAUAAGAAAAACAUCUUUAUGCUUCAUCUUAAUCCAAAAGAGAUUGAAACGGAGACAGAAAGAGAAGUUACUCAUGAGAUAUUUGAACGUCCGAACCAAGUGGGUAUCCAAUCCAUAGCUAUAAAUUCCUAUGCCAAAGAAUUUGUUUUACUUGGUGUUCUAUACAAUUUCCAUUAUAAUCACAGAAGGAAGAAUUUCAUGAAGCUUCGAACAAUCGAAAAGGUAAAGCAGUUCAAUGCUUAUGAAUGCUGGGAAGAUAAAAUGGAAUCUAUUAAACAAGAUCAAAUAGAUUCUGAAAAAUCUAAAGAGUUGAUCACAAGAGAAGUAUUUAGUGCUAAAGCUGCAAUUAUAUUCAGGAAAAGAACUUUCAUAAGUAAAAACAUUGUUACUGAACUUUUGAAUGAUUUAUUGGAUGUUAUAGGUUCAUCACAAAACUUUGAUUGUUCAUAUACAAUAAAUGGUAUUUUAUCAAAUUCUUUUAUUAAAAGUGAGCGAGGGCCUGAGUUUUUUGGUGAAGACUUCUUCAAGCUCAAACCAACUUUUAUAGUUAUAAAUAAACCAAAGACUAAUUGA
Molecule: messenger RNA, 1203 nt
Organism: Hansenula ciferrii
Lineage: Eukaryota; Fungi; Ascomycota; Saccharomycetes; Phaffomycetales; Wickerhamomycetaceae
Exons: 1
Coding region: 1-1203 (400 amino acids)
Source: RefSeq, a predicted model, not a curated record